AUGUAUUCAACCGCAAGCUAUGGAAAACUACAACAGACAAUCCUUAAACCUCUACUUGAAGUCUCGGUACCUCAGCACCCCGAAACUUACAACGACACCACUUUGCCUAUAUUUCCAUCUCUGGGUGACAUCCAAUCUAGCAGCGAGUCCGACCUCUGCUCGAAUUUCCCACUGGAGUGGCUCGAAAAAGUUCAGGUAGUCCUCAAAACGGGAGUGGGACAGCGAGACAAAAAUGAAGCCCAUCUGAUCUCUGUUACGUCCUGCAUUCGAAAUCUAAUUGUGUUUUCCGAUGUUUCAGAGCGAAUACACAAUCGGGAAUUUAUCGAUGUCUUAGAGGGCCUUUCUGAACCGUACCUUCAACAUCCUGAUUUCGGUGCUUAUCAGAAACAGCGAACGGCGUACGAUUCAGGGGAGCCAAUUAGACUCUCUAACGGAGGAUGGAAGCUAGAUCGAUUCAAAUUCCUACCCAUGAUAAAUAAAGCCUAUAAGAUGCGCCCCGAUGCAAGCUGGUAUGUAUUUCUCGAAGCCGACGUGUACAUGUUUUGGGACAACCUCUUCCGCUUCCUCGACCAGUUCAACGGGCAGGACAUGCAUUAUUUUGGGUCAGCAACCACGGGGUCUCAUGGUAGAUGGUUUGCGUAUGGCGGUGCUGGGAUGGUACUGUCACAAGGAUUGAUGAAAGAUCUCGUUGGGGAUGGGACACUCCUGAGCGAAGAAUAUCAAGAGUGGAUGCUUGCCGACUGUUGCGGAGAUGCUGUGUUGGGCUAUGCGAUCCUUGACAAGACUGGUGUUAAAGUUGAAGAUCUCUACCCGAUGUUCAGCGGAGACUCUCUCGAGGCGUUAGGUGUCAGUGAACCACGAUGGUGCAAUCCCUUAUUAUCGCUUCACCGCAUGACCGCCGACUCUCUGAGAUCUUUAUGGGACCACUAG
Molecule: messenger RNA, 930 nt
Organism: Exophiala bonariae
Lineage: Eukaryota; Fungi; Ascomycota; Eurotiomycetes; Chaetothyriales; Herpotrichiellaceae
Exons: 3
Coding region: 1-930 (309 amino acids)
Cellular component (GO): membrane
Molecular function (GO): N-acetylgalactosaminide beta-1,3-galactosyltransferase activity
Source: RefSeq, a predicted model, not a curated record